GUUGCAGAAUAAAUUAAUGGCACAACAUUAUGGAUAUGCUGGGCAACCGCCCUAUCCGCAGCCAGGUUAUCAAAACGGAGGAAAUCCAUAUCAGCAAGGUCCUCCAUAUCAACAUCCUCCUGCUCCUGGUUUCAAUCCUCAAGUAUUCAUGCCACCUCCUCCGAUGCACCCCGGCGUUGAUGCAUACGUCGAAAGCGGAGGUGUUAAAUCGGAUUUUGGCUUUAAUUCGGCAUCCAUUCGAGCAGCUUUUGUCCGAAAGGUUUUCAUACUUGUUAGCAUUAUGUUAGCAGUAGUAACACUGAUGACUGCUAUUCCAUUUCUUCAUCGAGGAACUAUGACGUUUGUGCGAAGUACACCAGCACUGUAUUUUGGAAGUUACUUUGCUUUUUUGGUGGUCUAUAUGACGUUAAUAUGCUGUGAAAGUGUACGAAGAUCAUUUCCGGGUAAUUUGAUUGCAUUAAGUAUCUUAACGCUAUCGAUUGGUUACAUGACCAUGAUGAUUUGUUCUUUCCACGGACUGACCCCAGUAUUACUUUGCCUGAUAAUAACAGUUGUUUGUUGCGCUGGGAUCAUCAUUUUUUCGUCGCAGACGAAAUAUGAUCUUACAAGCAUGUAUGGCAUGAUGUUCAUCGUUUCAUUGGUACUUCUGGUUUUUGGUAUUGUUGCAAUCAUUGCCGCCACCGCAUUUCAGGUGACAUGGUUGUACACCGUUUAUGCCGGACUCGCUGCAUUGCUUUUCAUGGUUUAUUUGGCUAUUGACGUUCAGACAAUAAUGGGAGGACGAAGGCACGAAAUUUCUCCUGAGGAUUACAUAUUAGCAGCAAUUCAAGUUUUCCUGGAUAUUGUCUACAUCUUUUGGAUGUUGCUUACUCUUUUCGGUUCAGACAAGGAAUGAGAAUGAACAGAGUGAGCUAUUAUAAGGAUCAUACAGAUAUCGACUCGAUCGUGUUUCCUACUAAUCUUUUUUCAAAGCCAUUUCAGUGUUGUAUUAUCUGUUAAUUGAUAUUCUUACUAAUAAGAAACUACCAAGUCUAUGUAAUCUGGUGAACAUUCACACCCAAAAAGUUUAAACUUUCCUAGUGGGAUCAUGAAGUUAAAGAAAAGUGAUCAUAUCUGUGAGUGACUUGCUUUCGGAAAAAUAAUGAGGGUGUCUUAGGAGGGUUGAACUGGAUUCAAACUGGAUCUUAAUGAUAUCUUAAUUAUAAUAUCGAUGACAUCGUCCGAAAUCGCAGUUAAUGCAGUUUUCAGGAACAUUUCCUCGGUUGCUUAUUUUGUGAGAACUACAGAUUUAUUCUUUUUUGAAAUUGCUUAUUUCAGUAACUGACAAUAUGUGGAGCUAAUGGUUAUUCUUCGAGUGUUUAAGGUUGCUGUCUUUGUAUCCACAAACAAGUUAUAUAUUUUAUCAGGGACGAUCGAUGGACUUUUUUUUUUCGCUUUUCCUCAUAUUUUUAAUCUUAGAUAUUUUACCAGGUUAAGGACUUGUUGGUUAUAUUUUUUGAUUUGUAAUUCAAUUUUGAAUAGCUUGGAGAAGUGAUGUACUUUUAAUCAAUGGUUUUGAAAUGACACUCGAAAAUUUAGGAAAACGUGAUGUGUUCAGUAUCUGCAUUGCUAUGUUGUGUUUUGUUCUGUCAUUUCUAUUUCCAAAAUUUUCUAUUUUUUAAAUUUUCGUUCUUUGUAAAAGUUACUUUUUAAAUCAUUGAGCUUGUGAAGUAAAAAAAAGCAGUUGUCUCAUCUUUAGUUUGUGGGCUCAUUUUUCAUUGUAAUGAUUUUUAAUUUUCAUUCCUCAUAGCUGUGUAAAGAGUAUACUUUUGAUAAUUUUACUGACUGGUGUUGUGUUGAGGUACGCCGAAAAUUAACAGCUUUGAAAAUAAAGUUCCUUAUUCUGAAAUUAGGUGAUUGUCCUCACAGUGAUGCAUCAGGAAAGUAUUCAUG
Messenger RNA from Loa loa (African eye worm), 1932 nucleotides. RefSeq lists its product as hypothetical. Bases 17 to 895 code for a protein of 292 amino acids. Gene Ontology annotation, cellular component: membrane; endoplasmic reticulum; Golgi apparatus. Gene Ontology annotation, biological process: negative regulation of apoptotic signaling pathway. The record is from RefSeq and is a predicted model, not a curated record. Lineage: Eukaryota; Metazoa; Nematoda; Chromadorea; Rhabditida; Onchocercidae. The transcript has 7 exons.